CCCACCCAACGUUUCUGGAAGUAACCCCCAGUCUCCCCACAGGUAGCCCAAGCUCGAUAUAUGAGAAGCUCAAUUUUUUAUUGACCUCUGUAUUGUCACAUAAUUUGAGUGAUUUGCAUAUUUAAAAGAGUUUGUAUGGGGAGAGAAAUAGAGCCGAAAAUUGCGAAAAAUUACUGUUGAAUUUUAAUAAAAAUUGCUUACCUGAACCCCAGUGGUGGUUCUUUCGUGUUCAGGUAAGCAAUAUUUAUUUAACUUCAACAGCAAUUUUUCGCAAUUUUCGGCUCUAUUUCUCUCCGCAUACAAACCCUUGUAAUCACACAAAUUACGUGACAGAGAAAAAUUAAGCUUCUCAUUUAACGAGCUUGGGCUACCUGUGGUCUCCCAGAGUGCACUGCAAGGCAUUAUAAACAUUAUGUUGCGUCAUUAUGCUAGGAAAGAAGUUGUUCUUGAAGAACACUGCGCGAAGGAUCGUGGAGCAGACUUGCUUUCUUUCGCGCAGAAAGCAAACUGUAAGCCUUCGGUUACAUGGAGGCAUGUUUGAGAUUUCCAAGCGUUUCGAGCAGGCUAACCAAGCUGCAAAUCCACAGGAACAUUUGGAAGAGGAGCACGUGAAAGCUGGUCGCAACGCCGAACUUUCGUUCGCGUCUUCUUUGCGUUUAAAGAGUGGACUUGACAGCUCAUCGGUGUUUUGCUGCUUGAGGAUUCCUGACAAAUACCAAGCAAGGAAACGAGAAAUCGAUGUAGUGGUGCUCAGCGUUGAUGGGAUCUUUUGUAUCGAGGUAAAAUGUUGGUCGGGAACUGUAACAAGAAGUGAAGAUGGGUCCAAAUGGAUCCAAACAAGAACCAAACAGGUCUCCACCAACACUUUCGCCACUAAACACAUUGAACACGAAAAUAGCGUAACAGAGACCGAGACCAAGACUCGCCUGCUUAGAGACUACCUGUGUAGAAAAGACGUUUAUGUCUCAGAGAAGUUGUUUCACAGUCGAGUUGUGUUCUGCAACACAAACCUCGAGCUGGAUGAAAAGAUAUCAAAUAAUAGCACUGUUGUCAUUAAACCGAGUGACCAUGACAAAUUCAUUCAAAGUUUUAAUCGUGGCUUCUUGAAAAGUUUGCCUGAGGUAGUUGUGCCAUCAUGGAUUUCUGGAAAACUGUCCUAUUCACAGCUGAGCCAGAUCAGAACCGUACUUUCUGCAACUGGGACUUGGGAUGUGAUUCAUUUAAACGGAGGAAGACAGCUUUACGGGGAUUUCAAGGAAUGCGCGGGGGUUUCUCUCGACCGGCAGAUGUGUGAAGCAAUGGUGUUUUCGCACCAGAGAAGUCGUACUAUGGGUAUGGCAUGGGCAUUGCUCGGCUAUACUCCACAGGUUUCAGUAUCCUUGUUAGAGCGAGGUGGAACCGGCUGGUUAUGGAACUCGUACUGUGCUUCACUGAAAAUACCAUACAACACUGAUGUUGUUUUCCGUAUCUGCGGCGAAGAAGUAGACUCGAAGAUUCCAGCUAACGAUAUUGAACGAAUAUCUAUCAGCAUAUGAUAACAGAUUGUAGAACUGUUAAGCCAUUCAUGGUAAAAGAGGAGUGUUCCAUAACUUUCUUUUAAAAAUCAAAAUUUCAUGCGUUAAAAACCAACCACACGGAGUCACUUGUGAGUGACACGGUUUGCUGUUGGCGUCGGAUCAGUGCGUUAAUUACUUUUCACCUGCUGAACUGUGAGACGUUUUGUUAUCAUGGCGAUGGAUUAUUGAAAACUUGUGGUUACUAAGUUCAUUUCUU
Orbicella faveolata is the source of this 1773-nucleotide messenger RNA. RefSeq lists its product as uncharacterized. Lineage: Eukaryota; Metazoa; Cnidaria; Anthozoa; Scleractinia; Merulinidae. The record is from RefSeq and is a predicted model, not a curated record.